ACCAAGUUAGCAAGCUAGGAGCUAGCUAGCAGAAACAGACCGACCUGACACCCCGAAACACAGGUAGCUAGCUAUACUAGCAAUCGUGGUAGUGAUAAUAUUGUCACUGAAUUCAAAUUAACAGUGUUAAGAGAAUAGCAACCAUGUCUGAUGGAGAGGGUUACGUGGUGCGUGUGAGAGGCCUACCAUGGUCCUGCUCUGUGGAGGAAGUACGGAGAUUCUUCUCAGAAUGUAAAAUCGCCAACAAUGGCACCAGCAUCCAUUUUACCUCCACACGUGAGGGCCGACCCAGCGGAGAGGCCUUCGUUGAGCUGGAGAAUGAGGAUGACCUGAAGAUCGCUGUGAAGAAGGACAGAGAAACCAUGGGCCACAGAUAUGUGGAAGUAUUCAAAUCCAACAACGUGGAAAUGGACUGGGUGAUGAAACAUUCUGGUCCAAACAGCCCAGAAACGACUGGAGACGGCCUAGUCAGGCUUCGAGGCCUCCCCUUCGGCUGCAGCAAGGAGGAGAUUGUCCAGUUCCUCUCAGGGUUGGAAAUCGUGCCAAAUGGGAUAACAUUGCCGCUGGACUUCCAGGGGAGGAGUACGGGGGAGGCCUUCGUGCAGUUUGCUUCACAGGAUAUAGCUGAAAAGGCUCUAAAGAAACACAAGGAAAGAAUAGGGCACAGGUACGUUGAGAUCUUCAAGAGCAGCCGUGCCGAGGUGAGGACCCACUACGAACCCCAGAGGAAACCUAUGGGGAUGCAGAGACCGGGGCCCUAUGACAGACCGUCUGGGGGCCGUGGGUACAACAUGAUGGGGGGCCGAGGAGGGGGCUCCUACGACAGGACUAGACGCGGAGGCUAUGGUGGAGGUGUGUCUGAUGGGCGGUAUGGUGACAGUAGCUCCUCCUUCCAGAGCACCACAGGUCACUGUGUUCACAUGAGGGGUCUGCCCUACAGAGCCACAGAGACUGACAUCUACAAUUUCUUCUCUCCUCUGAACCCAGUGAGAGUGCAUGUGGAGAUCGGUCCUGACGGCAGAGUGACAGGAGAGGCUGACGUGGAGUUUGCUACACAUGAGGAUGCUGUGGCAGCCAUGUCGAAGGACAAGGCCAAUAUGCAGCACCGCUAUGUGGAGCUAUUCCUGAACUCUACAGCAGGGGGCAGUAAUGGCUCGUACGGCAGUCCGAUGCAGGGGGGUAUGGGGAGCCAGUCCUCCUAUAGCAGUGGAGGGCUGAGCUCUGGAUACUCUGGAGGCUACAGCAGCCAGGGCAGCAUGGGAGGUUACAGUGACUAUAGUAACCAGGGCGGUAUGAGCAGCAGUUACUAUGGCGGCAGUGGAGGAGGCAGGAGUUCCAAUGGUCUGGGGUCAGGAUGGGGGAUGUAGGUCUUUAAUCCAGCAUGUGUUCGGAUGGAAGGACUGGAAUUGUAGUUCUCACCUGGUCUUUUGGAUGGGUUUUGUAGUUCUGAGCCAAUUUAUAGUGAGGGUUGGGAAAUGUUUUGUUUUAGACUGAUUGUAUUCAUGAUUGAGCCUCCUUUUGAAGUUAGGUUGGUAGAAAUUAGAGCCGUUUUGUUUCCAUCCUCUCCUACUGUUGUUAAUGACAUGACUGCAGCAACACAAACUGUAUGAUACUGCAGCAACACAGACUAUGACCGUGGUUGUUUCGUCAUCGUUACCAGGAAGUGUGUUUUAACGAAGAUUCAAAACAACCAACUCUGAUUGACCCAGUCUGUUUAUUUAACCCGAGCAUUAAGUAACUGACUGCAGGGUUGGGGUAAAUUCAAUUUAAAUUCCAGUCAAUUCAGAAAGUAAACCAAAUUCCAAUUCUACAUUUUCAUAAGUGAAAAGCAUUGACCCUGCCUGACUGUCAUAUGAGUGUAUGAACCAACACUUCUGUAAAUAGUAUUCUAGAUGUUCCUGGACUUUUCUCCAGUAGCUGCAAAAAUAUCUAGCCUUUGUUGAAGUCUGAAACAAUGUUAAAAUAAUGGUGUGUGAAGUUGACAUUUUACAUGGUGAACAAAGAGCACAUUUAAGUUAGUUUUAUAUUGAAGUGAUUGUUAUGGGAGGGUUUGGGGGGAAUUCUCCACGAGGGAUGGAUGCUUUACUUAGUUGGCAAACAAACCUUACGUUUUUCUGUUAUAAAGGUUUCUUUCUACUGCCUAUGCAGAAUUCUUUGUAUUUCUUGUAAGGUGCACAAGAGUGAAUACAAUUUUAAGAUGUAUACAUGUCUUUGAGGUGAGUAGUUUCCCAUACAGUCAAGAAGAAACUCAUUCAGAUAAGUUUUUAUUAAAUAUCUUGAUAGAAAACAUUGCUCAAAACACGCCCCAAUGACUGGUCAGAAAAUGGCUGUUAGUAUGCACAAAACUCAUUAUAUACAUUCUAAAAUAGACAUGAUGUGUUAAGAACAUUCUGUAGUCAUCCGUUCCUUUGCCUCACGAAGUGAAACUUUCACAUGAUUCUAUCUAUAUAAAUCAGCUCUAAGACCUUUUCAAAACUCCUGCUCUAAAUUACUAUAAUAAAGUCAAUCAACGUUGCUUUUCUUGAA
This is a messenger RNA of Salvelinus namaycush (lake trout), 2526 nucleotides long. Its product is annotated as heterogeneous nuclear ribonucleoprotein H-like. Gene Ontology annotation, cellular component: nucleoplasm; ribonucleoprotein complex. The transcript is spliced from 10 exons. Bases 144 to 1367 code for a protein of 407 amino acids. Lineage: Eukaryota; Metazoa; Chordata; Actinopteri; Salmoniformes; Salmonidae. Gene Ontology annotation, molecular function: RNA binding. Gene Ontology annotation, biological process: regulation of RNA splicing. The record is from RefSeq and is a predicted model, not a curated record.